Sebastes umbrosus (honeycomb rockfish) is the source of this 1185-nucleotide messenger RNA. Its product is annotated as 3-hydroxybutyrate dehydrogenase type 2. Gene Ontology annotation, cellular component: cytoplasm. Lineage: Eukaryota; Metazoa; Chordata; Actinopteri; Perciformes; Sebastidae. Gene Ontology annotation, molecular function: 3-hydroxybutyrate dehydrogenase activity. Gene Ontology annotation, biological process: siderophore biosynthetic process. The transcript is spliced from 10 exons. The coding region runs from base 132 to 869 and encodes 245 amino acids. The record is from RefSeq and is a predicted model, not a curated record.
AUGACAAACAACUAUCACUUCCGGGUUUGUAACCAAUAGCAGUACAAGCAGAAGGUCACGUGUGGUGCUCUUUCUGCUCUUUGACGUUUAGUGUGUCGGACCUGAGCAGAGGCAGCAGUGAAAGGUGCACUAUGGGCCGCCUCGACGGGAAAGUGAUUGUGUUGUCAGCUGCCGCCCAGGGGAUUGGACGUGCUGCAGCAAUAGCAUUUGCAAAGGAGGGAGCUCAAGUCACAGCAACAGACAUCAAUGGAGAGAAGCUGAAAGAGCUGGACGGCGUUCCAGGGAUCAAGACAAAGGUCGUGGAUGUAACUAAGAAGGACCAAGUGGAAGCCUUAGCCAAGGAACAUGAGCGUGUGGAUGUGCUCUUCAACGUUGCUGGGUUUGUGCACCACGGCUCCAUCCUGGACUGCGAAGAGGCCGACUGGGACUUCACGAUGAACGUGAACAUCCGGAGCAUGUAUCUCAUGAGCAAAGCUUUCCUGCCUAAGAUGUUGGCAAAGAAGUCAGGAAACAUUAUUAACAUGGCAUCUGUUGCAUCAAGCAUUAAAGGUGUUGUGAACCGGUGUGUCUAUAGUACCUCCAAGGCUGCAGUGAUCGGGCUCACCAAAUCUAUAGCGGCUGAUUUCAUUGAGCAAGGCAUUCGCUGUAAUUGUGUUUGUCCUGGUACUGUUGAUACUCCGUCACUGAGGGGAAGGAUCCAGGCCCAACCUGACCCAGAACAGGCUUAUAAGGAUUUCAUGGCAAGACAGAAAACUGGCAGAAUGUGCACAGCUGAAGAGGUGGCGUACCUGUGUGUAUACCUGGCCUCAGAUGAGUCUGCCUAUGUGACUGGGACGGAGCACAUCAUCGAUGGAGGAUGGAGACUCUGAUUAUGACAGUAGUGAAGACUACUAUUCUUAUUUGAAGGCCAAAUGGAAGUGCACAAAAUUUGACUUGAUCAUGUUUUUGAUUUUGCAUAUUUUGUUCACUGAUUCUGUGUGACGACAUUUCCAAUUUUCCAACUUAAAUCAAUGCUGCAAAUUUGUGAAAUAGCUACAGUGCACUGGUGUUAUCACCUUAUUAUAAAUAUUGUUAAAUAUACAAAACAAUCUGUUUUCAGGCUUUAAAAAAUCUAGCCUGUGAUGGGAGACUUUGACCAAUCACAGGUCAUUUCAUUGAGAGAGCGUUCCUAAUGGCUGUGCUCCA